UUGGGGUAUAGCUUAUGUGAAGUAGGAUUAGAGGACACAGUUACAUGUGCAGCAGCCCCGAAGCCGUGGCGCCUCUUCAAAACCGUACCGAAAAUCGUCUCUUCUCGCCAUGCCCGGGACUCGACGGUGGAUUUUUCCCCUCUUGACCCUCCCAUUCCCCAUUUUGAGCUGUGCUCUUCCAUGGCAGAUCUGGCUCCGAAGCUUGAUCAACCAAGUACUCUUACACUCUCCCUCUCGCAUCCUUCCGCUUCUGAGCUCCAUGCCAACCUUUCAAGCCUCAUUCAAAGUGCAAAUCUGGCCGACGUGUGUUUCUAUGCUCUCUCGAACUACGUUCGCUUUUGCUGUCACUUUUCCGGGCCCACAGAGCAGCUGAGUCUUCAUCAGUCAAUCCACCUGGAGACAUUCAUUUCUCGCCGCCUCCAACAGCAUCGUCAGGGCGCCAAUUUCGCAUCAAUCAAGCGAAACAUUCCCCGUCCUCAAUCAAAUCACAUGAUACACACCCUCCCUCGCGCUGCGGACAUGAAGGAUCUGUCAGGUCUUUUGUGGGGACAAUUGCAUUCAGUUGACUCGGGUCGUCCAAACCUGAGGAUCGCAGAGAGAGGGUGGCCAAAUUGGCCGUCUCAUAUGAAUUUCGAGGCUUGUCUUUACCUCACUCGUUCCACGGCACACCCACACACGAUCAGCAUGGGCCGAGGGUAUCGCACAACUCUGGACAACCGAGGGGUCAGUUCACCUGAAUUUCGGCUCCGCUAA
Molecule: messenger RNA, 753 nt
Organism: Protopolystoma xenopodis
Lineage: Eukaryota; Metazoa; Platyhelminthes; Monogenea; Polystomatidea; Polystomatidae
Source: the annotation of a GenBank genome assembly